Monodelphis domestica (gray short-tailed opossum) is the source of this 2585-nucleotide messenger RNA. NCBI's taxonomy places the organism in Eukaryota, Metazoa, Chordata, Mammalia, Didelphimorphia, Didelphidae. The record is from RefSeq and is a predicted model, not a curated record.
AUGGAGCUCCUAGAGCAGCGGACUCUUUCCCCGGGCCGAUCUGCACCUUCUCCCGAGACCUUCCCGAGUUCCGGGCUGCUCAUCACUCGGGAUGGACAAAGCCCCAGCUACUCUCAACUUCGCCGAGACUUCUCGCACUCAGGUUCCAGACCCCGCCUCCUCUUCCCGCCCCUCGCAUUCCAACUCCGGGAUUGGUCGCUUUUAGCGCCUGUCAGCGCGGCCUCGCGGAUUGGCCUUAGGCUGGCUCACGUGAACAAGAUGGAUGACCUCAACCUGCACUACCGGUUCUUGAACUGGCGGCGACGAAUAAGAGAGAUCCGAGAGGUUCGGGCCGUCCGAUACCAGGAGAGAUUCAAGCACAUUUUGGUAGAGGGAGACACAUUGAGUUACCAUGGCAACUCUGGAGAAGUUGGCUGCUAUGUGGCUCCCAGGCCUCUGACCAAGGACAGCAAUUACUUUGAGGUGUCGAUCGUGGACAGCGGAGUGCGGGGCACCAUUGCUGUGGGGCUGGUCCCUCAGUACUACAGCCUCGACCACCAACCUGGCUGGCUCCCUGACUCAGUUGCCUACCAUGCAGAUGAUGGCAAGUUGUAUAGUGGUCGAGCCAAGGGCCGCCAGUUUGGGACAAAAUGUAGCUCUGGGGACCGGAUUGGCUGUGGCAUUGAGCCAGUGUCCUUUGAUGUGCAGACAGCUCAGAUCUUCUUUACUAAGAAUGGGAAGCGGGUGGGCUCUACCAUUAUGCCUGUGUCCCCGGAUGGGCUGUUCCCUGCAGUGGGCAUGCACUCCCUGGGUGAGGAGGUGCGGCUGCACCUGAAUGCUGAGCUGGGCAGUGAGGAAGAUGACAGCGUGAUGAUGGUAGACAGCUAUGAGGAUGAGUGGGGACGGUUGCAUGAUGUCAAAGUAUGUGGGACGCUGCUGGAGUAUGUGGGGAAGGGCAAGAGCAUCAUUGAUGUGGGGCUGGCCCAGGCCCGCCACCCGCUCAGCACCAGAAGCCACUACUUUGAGGUGGAGAUAGUCGACCCCGGGGAAAAGUGCUACAUUGCCUUGGGGCUGGCGAGAAAGGAUUAUCCCAAGAAUAGGCACCCUGGCUGGAGUAGAGGUUCCGUGGCGUACCAUGCAGAUGACGGGAAAAUCUUCCACGGAAGCGGCGUGGGGGAUCCUUUCGGGCCUCGAUGUUACAAAGGAGACAUCAUGGGCUGCGGGAUCAUGUUUCCUCGAGACUACAUUCUGGACAGCGAAGGAGACAGUGACGACAGUUGUGACACAGUGAUCCUGUCUCCCACGCCUCGGGCCGUCCGCAAUGUCAUGUACCUGCACCAGGAGGGGGAAGAGGAGGAGGAGGAGGAGGAAGAGGAGGAGGAGGAGGAGGAUGGAGAAGAGAUGGAGCAAGGGCAUGAGGGCAAAAAGGUGGUGGUGUUCUUCACCCGCAACGGCAAAAUCAUCGGCAAGAAAGAUGCUCUCGUGCCCCCUGGAGGCUUCUUCCCCACCAUUGGGAUGCUGAGCAGUGGGGAGAAGGUCAAAGUGGACCUGCACCCUCUGAGCGGCUAGGGCUUCUGUGGGCACCCCUUUUUCCUCCUCCUGCCGGGACCAUCUACCAGUUCGUGGCCUCUCCUUCCUGCCUUCUUCCUUCCCCUGCUCCCCUUUUCCAGGGUUCGAGGAGGCCUUCGUUCCACCUCAUGCCUUGGCGGAAUGCCAGGCCGAGUCCCUGCUGAGUCUGGCAGCUGCCUGGCAUCUGCCUCUCUGGUCCCGGUGCCCCCUUCAUCAUCAUUACUUAGGGCCAAAGCCCCAGUACAACAGGGAUGUGCCAGCGGGCUGUGCGCACCUUGGUUUUUUGCCAAUGGCUCCAAGGUGCCAUCCCCACCAGACUCCUGGCUCCCUGGUCAAAGGAGGAGUCCCAGGGCCACAACUAAGCGACAAUAUCUUUCCUUGAGCCCGAAGCCACGGCCAGAUCCCCCACGGGACACCUAGCCAUCCGUGAGAUGUGGCUGUGCCCCGAGGACCUCUCCGCUGAAUGUCAGAGAUUCCCUGCUCCGGUCUGUCCCUCCUCCAGCCCCUGCUGGCAGGGCUUGGGGUGAGCCUUUUUGCUGGUCCUGACCCAUUCCUGGUGGCCAGGGACAGUCACUGUUCUUUCUUCUGAGGUCUGGGAGAUGCCCGGCUCCUGUCUCUGCAGCCCCACAAAACAGCCUGGUGCCAAGAGUGUGUGGGGAAGGUGUGGCGCCCCCGCGGGUAUGCCCGGGUGGCCUGCCUCGGCCCUCCCUUUCCCGGUGUUGCCCUCCCACUGUCCCCUGGAGGUGUGGGCCGUCUGCUUGCUGCUUGUUCCAGUCGCCUGGUUUGCGUCAGUGUUUGGAUCCCAGCUCUCGUGCUCUCUCCCCGACCCCCUUCCCCUGGCUAUGGCGGGGGACAGGAACCCCUUGCCCUGGCUGGCACAGAAGGAAUGGGGCCUGGGGAGGAGAAGGGGCUGAGCUGCUGUGCUGCUGGGGGACCCUGCCCUCUGGCUCCCCCCGUCCCCUGCACUAUGAUGUAUGAAAUGAAUGUACAGACCAGAGUUGUUUAUACGGCCAAUAAAGAUGGAGUUUCCAUAUUUA